AUGACAGUGGAACAGUCUUCUCUGCAGCAGCAGCAACAACAACUCAGUCAGAGGAGCAAAGAGGAUGCUGCAUUAUCUCAAAUCAAGGAAGUAACAGGAAUUGAAGAUGUGAAGGUGAUCACAGAGGCCAUAAGUGCAUGUUGCAAUCAGGAUGGCAAAUACAAUAUUGAAGAUGUUGUUACAAUGCUUGUUCAGGAUACCUCGGAAUAUAAUGUUCCUGCAAAUCCUACCCAUAAUGUAUCCAAAGAUUCCUGUGAUCCUGUACCUCCAUUAAAUAAAGAUAAACAAAAAGUAAUAGACCUAACAAAUGAGAAACAACACCAACAGCAAGCAGCAGCUGAUAGUUACGAGAGUGAAGAUAUUCGGAAAGCUAUUGCUGCCAGUUUACAAGACUCUACUGGGAUGUUAGGAGGACAGGUAACUCGAGAAGAACAAGAUAUCAGCCGAGUUCUUGAAGCCAGCUUGGCUGAAACCAAACCUGGAACCAAACGGAAGCGAAAUGAUUUGUGGUUUGUGGAUCCCUUGAAUCCAUAUUUGCGUAAACGAGAGGAUUGGUGUCCUGUAGGAUUGAAAAAUGUUGGCAACACUUGUUGGUUCAGUGCAUUAAUACAAUCUUUAUUCCACGUGAACCGUUUUAGACACUUGUUGCUCAACUUUCAACCUCGUCCAGGGUAUGAUUUAGGUGCUUCCAAUGCAACAGAGACACGUAGCUUGCGUUUCACUGAGGAACUAAGGAACCUGUUUGCUUUAAUGAUUGGUUCUUAUCGAAAAUAUGUGGAUCCUUCAAAAGCGGUUGAGAUUUUGAAAGAAGGUUUUCGAUCUCAUACAGGUGUAUCAGAUAGCCAACAGGAUAUCAGUGAGUUUCAAGGUAAACUCCUUGAAUGGCUUGAAGAUGCUUUUAAACAUUCACCGUCCACUGUGCCAGAGUCUUCUGGAGCUGCUUGCAGCAAAGAAUCUAAAGAACCAAAAAAUCCAAUGAUAGAAUUGUUUUAUGGAGACUAUUCUGAAAUUGGAAAUAAUAAGGAAGAUGAAAAUGUAUUUUUGCAAUUCAAUUUAAAUGUAAAUGGUGUGCGUGAUGUCCAUGAAAGCCUGGAACAGGAGACUACUGGAGGGAGCCAAGCAUCUCCAGAUGAAUCAACCCCGGCAAAAGAGAUUUGGUUCAACAAACUUCCCCCUAUAAUGACUUUUAUGUUAACACGUUAUGACUACAAUAAACAGUUACAACGCUCAGAAAAACUUCACAACAAGCUAGAAUUUCCUCAAGUUCUUUUUAUGGAUAGGUAUAUGCACAUUAAUAAAACUGAAACAAAAAAGAGACGUGAAGAUUCCAAAAAACUACGUGAACAAUUGCAGACUUUACAAGCAAAAUUAGAUACAUUUAUUAACUAUGGAUCUGGAAGGAAACGUGUUCCACUUCAGGAUGUUUUGCAAUAUGCAUUGGAGUUUGCUGAAAGCAAAAGAGACUGUGAUGAUAUUAUGGAUAAUAGCAGCUCUAAUGAUGUAGAAAUGGAAUCUCCGAAACCUUCCACCAGUACUCCUGAAUCUAUGGCUCCUGUAUCAAUUAAUUCUACCAUUGCAAAAUGUUCCCCUGUCAGCCCUAUGUCGUCCAUCAAAGUACCAAACCCUUCUCCUAGAAAUGUCUCAGAGAGUGAGCUCCAAGUUCUACAAGAUUGCUUGUGUCGAUGGCGGACAGAAGUUGAAAAUGAAGUUAGAGAUUUACAAGAAAAUAUUGGUAUCCUUGAGACUAGAAUCAACAGAAUGUAUAGCGAUGCUGGAAUGCAGAAGUAUCCUUAUCAUUUACAUGCUGUCCUUGUCCAUGAAGGCCAAACAGCCUCUGGUCAUUACUGGGCAUACAUUUUUGACUUAAAAAAACAACGUUGGCUUAAGUUUAAUGAUAUUACAGUUACUGAGUCAACUUGGGAAGAAUUAGAGAAGGAGAGUGUUGGUGGCUACCACAAUUCCACUGCUUAUUGCCUCAUCUACAUCGAUAAGGAACGAGCAGUAAUGAAUGAGGUGGAAGGGGAUGACUUAUCUCCUAUUUCUCAGCUACCACUUCAUCUCCGUCAACUGGUAAAUGAAGACAAUACAAAAUUUACAAAAGAACUUGAGGAUUGGGAUAGAGAACAAGCUAAGAAAAAUGCAGCCUCUGCUGCGGCUGCUGCCUCUGCUGCAAGUGAUACGGAAGUUACAGUAAUUUCCAAACACAAAAACAGUCAAAGUGUGAGUACUCAAACCCAACAACAGCAAUCUCCUCUUCAGCAUUUGCAGCCUUUGCUUCCAAGAAAAAUGAAGUUGUCUGAGACUCAUGCUCAGCUGUCCUUCCAGCAGACCAUCAAUGCAGUAACUGCAGCAGUGGAAGCUGAUAUCUACACAACAAAAGGCCCUGAAGCUGCUUUACUUAAGGCAUUUGAAAAGGAAAUGCAGCGCCUAGAGAACUUAGCUCAACUUAUCCCUAAAGUUCUUCCUCGUGAGGAUCCUCGAUUAGACCACAUUUUGGUGUAUCUUUCUGCUAAUAAAGCUCCAACUUCUGUGAUACAUCGUGUGCUGCUGGAACAGUUUUCUAACCUGUCAAUACUUGAUAGAGAUGUUAGAGCCAAGAAAAUCAGGCAAGAAGCUAUUAAACAUGAAGAAGAUAUACAAAAAAAAUUAGGGGAAAGUGGGAACAAAGAAUAUGUGGCUUGGCAUGAACGUUAUCAUAGAUUCCGGUGUGCUGUCCACCAUUUCAACAAAGGUGUAAAGCUAUAUCACCAAAAUUGCUAUAAACCUGCCAUGAAUUCUCUGCGAAAUGCUUACAUUCUGAAUACAGAUCUGAUGAAAUCUCCAUUGUAUGAAGCAAGUGGUUUAAAUGAAGAAUUAUUAAGACUUUACCGAAGAAAAUGUUUAUUGAAUUUAAAUAUUUUGACUGCCAAAGAAUUUGAGAAUGAAAAUGAUGUCACUGAAACCCUAAAGUUAAUGCAUAAUGAUAUCCUUUCAAGUAUUGCUGAUUUGUCUCAAAGCAAGAAUCCUGCUGACACAAAGGCUGUAGAAUCCAUGCGAAACCAGUGGUGUACAGUGUUGGGACAAGAUUUUGAUAGUAAGUUUUCUUUUUUUCUGUAUUUGUUUGUAAAAUUAUUUCCACCUUUUAUAUGA
Messenger RNA from Acanthosepion pharaonis, 3129 nucleotides. Lineage: Eukaryota; Metazoa; Mollusca; Cephalopoda; Sepiida; Sepiidae. The record is from the annotation of a GenBank genome assembly.